Papaver somniferum (opium poppy) is the source of this 3184-nucleotide messenger RNA. RefSeq lists its product as uncharacterized. The record is from RefSeq and is a predicted model, not a curated record. NCBI's taxonomy places the organism in Eukaryota, Viridiplantae, Streptophyta, Magnoliopsida, Ranunculales, Papaveraceae. The transcript has 5 exons. Bases 2235 to 2972 code for a protein of 245 amino acids.
UCAAUUUUAUUUUGGAUCGAAACCCUAGAUAUUAUCUCUGAAGUGAAAAGCAUCAAAAAAAUCCUGAAUCCAUUUCGUCAAAUGUUUCUAAUGACCACCACUACCAAAACUCAAUUUUAUUUUCGAUCCAAACCCUAAUAUUAUCUCCGACUCUGAAGUGAAAACCAUUCCAAAUUCCUGAAUCAAUUUCGUAAAAUCUUUCUAAUUUCUUUAAAUUUUUUUUGCAAUUUCAAUUUUUACGAUGUCCGAGAUUCGAGCACGAUUGAUUCAUCAGGAAAGUGAUGUACUGAUUUGGACAUUCGGUUUGGGCGGAAUCGGAAAAGGACAGCUCCGGGAUCAUUCACCUAUUCUGUUGAUGGUGGAUCGUUCAUCUGGUAAGGCCUGGGAUGCCGGAGUAGAAUCUUGGCCUGUUCUAUGGCAUACACCAUUUUAAGGAUCUUGAGGAAGAAAAAGUGCAGUAAUGUUGAUAAAAUUAUUCCAUUUUCUCUUGGAUACUUCAUGGUAUGCCUCUACGGGUCUAUGAUUGCAGUUGGAUCCGUGUCAUUGUAGCUUUUCUUAUUUGAAAAUGACAGAAAGAAUCAAACCAUAGAUCUUAUCAGUUGUGGAUUCCAUUGUCCUAUGUGUGACAGACAUGACAAAUUUGACAAAUGUUCAAAUAUACUCCCGCCCAACAAGCAAAGCUCGGAGAAUUGCUCUGACCAUCACUUAGAUAUUCCAGUGUCUCUAUUUCCUGAACUUCUUUAUGAUGAUUCAUCUGAAGAGGCUCAGGCUGCUUGUAUGAGAGUUACUCCGCGGAUCCUCAUGCACACGCCUCCAGACUUUCUUAAGACAAAGCAUAAGUUCACUAAGGAAAACUGAUGUGGCGUCACUACUUUCUAUGCUACCAGGAGUCUUUGCUCUUGCACUUUUCCAAGAUAUAAAGGGAAGCAAGACUAAAGCAGUCUACAACAUUUCCUAAGAAACAAACUCAAAACGAACAAAAACAGGUUGGAGCAGCCUGAAAGUGCUGGACCUAUGGGUCAAAAUAUCUCAUUGCGAUCCGACAAACCAGUACUAUCUCAAACUUCUGUCUAAGAGAGUUGCUGAUAAUGCUAAACCGGCACGAAAGGGAGUAAAGCAGAAAUUGGGAUCAGGGCCAUGUCCCAAUGUUCGAAUCAGGGAUGUGGAUGAUACUUUCUCAGAUAUGGAGGCAGGAUUUGAAGAUUUCCAGUCCGACAUAGCUACGCAAGAGGAAAAGAUGGGGUUGGAAAAUGAUUUUGAUGCUGAUAAGGAUGUGGUAGAAGAAGACAUGGGAAUGGAGAAUGAUGUCGGUGCUACUGCUGAUAAGGAUACGGUGAGGCAACACCAUGAUAAAUUCCGAGGCAAGGAAGGUGCAACCAUCAGUUUCUUGUUGCCAGGUUUCUAUGUAAGCAUUAAAAUCAAGGCACCGAGAUAAGGGUUGGGACUAUUAAAUCUCCGGACGUAGUAGCAGCUGUUGACAUGGCUGUGCUUAAGGACGCUGUUGCUGUUGGAAAACAAGAAAACAGGCUAGAAGAGCAUCCAGUGUUUGUCGGACUGAUUUUCCUCGGGUUUUACGGCCAUGACAGUGACAUAUCUGUUGUUACCACAGAGUACAUGUUUUUUUGCAAAUACCAGAUGUGGACGAGUCCAGUUCCAGUGGUAGCUGGCAUUGCCUCAAGCCUUGUCUGACGUCUCAAUCUUGUAAUGUGUAUAAUUGCAAGUUUCUAUUGUCAAUAACUUUUGGAGUGUUUUUGCCAUGUGGCCUGCAUCAUUCUCCUUUUAAGUCAAACACUCCUACGUCUCUUUCAUCAGCAAGAGGAUUCUGACUUGGAACGGUACCUUCUCCACGUACUCUUGAGUUGCUGCUGUUGCUUCCGUUUCUCUCUUACUCACAAAAAUAUUCUAGUUACUUGACAAGGAAGUACAAAUGGGUUCUAUAUUGAUUUUGACAUAUGGCAUGAGCGGAAUCGGAAAUGGAGAUUUUGUAUCAGACUAUGUUGUUGGGUUUAUGCAGUUGAAGGUCUGUAAACCAAGGAAAAUGGUGCGUUAGGCAUUUGCAACUUGAAAUUGGUGAACAAAGCAUUAAUGGCCAAAUGGAUAUGAAGAUAUUCAAAAGAAAAGGAGUCUUUCUGGCGUAAAGUUGUGGUGGGGAGGAUAAAGACAGACUCAAGUUGUAUUGUACCAGUCGAAAACAAGGGUUGAGCUGCAAGCUCUGAUUCGUGUUAUAUUAAACAAUGAGAGAAGCAUCAGAUUUCGUGAUUUCUACACCCGUAAUGGCUGGCAGCUGCAACUUAGAAAAGCACUUAGGGAAGGUGACUGAAGUUGGCAAUUUAGAAAAGCAACCGGCUAAUCCUAGUACAACAUAUGGGAAGGUGACUGAAGUUGGCAAUUCAGAGACAGAGUCUCAAACCUUAGAAAAACAUUGGACAUAUGCAAGAAGGAGAAAGAACUUAGGCAGACAGGGUAUUAAACCAAAGCAAGCAGCAACCAGUUAUCUUAAUCCUUUUGAUAUCUUAUCUCAAGAAGGAGAAUCUGCUAGUUUGAUGAUGGGAACUUCUGGAAACGGGGAAGAAGACUGUGGCAGUGAACCAAUGGAUGAAAUAGAGAAUAAUGUGACAGUGGAGACUUGUGAAGAGUCAAAUGAAGAAUCUGAAUUUGGAACUGACAAGAAUGAAAGGUCUUCAAGUGAUGAAGAAGGAACUGGAAAAUUGAAGACUCUCAAGGAUAUAUCUAUUAGACAACCUAUACCAAAAAACCAACAGGUGGAGAAUCUUUUGAAGGUAAGUGCUUUACUUGGAGUCCAGGGAAGUAAAAAAGAUGAAACUAAAAACAUCUUUAGUGAAAUUGUUGAAAAACAUAAGAGCGACAAAACAGCGGCUGAUAGAGAACUUGCGAAGCUAGGUUGGAAAGGAGAGCAGCAAAAUGAGAACCUAGGCAGGGGUAAGAGAACUUCUGCUAAAAAGAAGAAAUAGGAGGCAUGGUGUGUUAGUCACUCUAUGUAGCUUGCCGUUGUUUUUAUGUGUUUUUUUUUGUUGAUGUGCUGCGAGGCAUUUUGCCUUGCGGUUAUUUGUGAUGCCUUACAUUUGCUUAGGCCUUUGUGCACCUAGAGUGCCUCUUCUUCCGUACCUUCUUUUUUUCCUUCUCAAUAAAAUUUUAACCUUUAUCCGUCGAAAAAAAGUUAGAA